Messenger RNA from Daktulosphaira vitifoliae (grape phylloxera), 1755 nucleotides. RefSeq names its product protein mab-21-like. Bases 160 to 1317 code for a protein of 385 amino acids. The record is from RefSeq and is a predicted model, not a curated record. Lineage: Eukaryota; Metazoa; Arthropoda; Insecta; Hemiptera; Phylloxeridae. The transcript has a single exon.
CCAUGAGUAAAACGGUGUAGUACACGAUCGCAAUCGUCCGUCGUCGCGUGUCUUUGUAUCAGUUUAAUAGAAUUAGAAUUACCUACUUCAAAAAAUUGAGUUUUUUCAAGCGAAUUUCUGUAUUUUUAUUUUAUAUUAAUUCGUUUAUAAUGACUGUAUAUGUUGUCCAGUAAAGUGGUAAACGAUCAGUACGAGGACAUGAGAUACGGCGAACAAAACAUGCUGGUUCCGCAGGAUAUGCUGUCUGCCCAGAUGAAGCUGUCAUAUCAGCUAGGGAAAUUUUGGGCAGAGAGAGUGAUGCCGCGAAAAAUGACCACCAUCAAGACCAUCCGAGAAGUGUGCAAAGUCGUACAGGACGUCCUUAGAGAAGUCGAAGCUCAAGAACCGAGAUUUAUAUCGUCUCUGGUGGAGUGCAACGGAAGAUACGAAGGCCUAGACGUUAUAUCACCGACGGAAUUUGAGAUUGUCUUAUACCUUAAUCAAAUGGGAGUUCUGAAUUUCGUGGAUGACGGAUCGUUGCCCGGAUGUGCGGUGCUCAAGCUAAGCGAUGGCCGCAAGAGAAGCAUGAGCUUAUGGGUGGAAUUUAUCACGGCAUCAGGUUAUCUGUCCGCCAGGAAGAUCCGGUCGAGAUUCCAGACCUUGGUGGCUCAGGCUUGCGACAAAUGCGUUUAUCGAGACUCGGUUAAAAUGAUUGCCGAUACUAGCGAAGUGAAACUUCGGAUUCGCGAACGGUACAUAGUCCAAAUUACGCCAUCGUUUAAAUGCGCGGGCAUAUGGCCACGAUCUUCGGCGCACUGGCCUCUGCCUCAAAUCCCGUGGCCACAUCCAAACUUAGUGGCCGAAGUAAAAACAGAGGGAUUCGAUUUAUUGUCCAAGGAAUGCGUAACGCUUCACGGUAAACAGUCAGCGCUGGAAGGCGACGCUUGGGUGAUGUCGUUCGUGGAAGUAGAGAACAGACUAACGUAUGGCGGUUGCCGUAGAAGAUGUUUGAGUAUUCUUAAAACUCUUAGAGACAGACACUUGGACUUGCCGGGAAAUCCGGUGACCAACUAUCACAUAAAGACCUUAGUGUUGUACGAGUGCGAAAAACACCCUAUGGACAUAGAGUGGGACGACAUGUGCCUGGGCGACAGAAUCAACGGCAUAUUGUUGCAACUAAUAUCAUGUCUGCAAUGUCGAAGGUGUCCACAUUACUUUCUACCGCACGUGGACCUUUUCAAAGGUAAAUCUCAUCAAAGUUUAGAAAACGCGGCAAAACAAACGUGGAGGCUCACUAGAGAACUUUUGACUAACUCUAGAGCUUUUGAUAAACUGUGACGACAACGCCAUCGUUACAGUAUUUUCUUGUUAAACAUUAUUAUUGAUUCUUAUGUUUAUUUGGUGUUCCUCGUGAAUUUCUUAUCUUUUUUAUUGUUACUCUGACUUUAAACCUUUUUAUGUGUAUCACAAAAUAUCUAAUUUAAAAAGUAAACGACACGGUACGUUACGCUUUUACUUGAAAUUUAACAUUUUUAUUAAUAAUUGGCUGUGCCGUGAACUUUUCGAGUCUAAUAAAUGUUAAAAUCAUAUUAUAUAUAAUUUAACUAUUUUUUACUUUAAGUUUAAAUAUGUUUUUAAAAUAAAUACCUUGCGAUUCAUAAGUUGUUUUCGCAUAAAUUGAGUGAUAACAAAUGUACUAUAUUUUAUUUAUACAAAUUUAUGAGCAAGUUAUACAACUGUUUUGUAAUGUUUCUUACUUCUACUUUGAUGAAUAUU